This is a messenger RNA of Oxyura jamaicensis (ruddy duck), 1835 nucleotides long. It is a transcript of the gene SLC29A3, whose product is annotated as solute carrier family 29 member 3. The transcript is spliced from 5 exons. Lineage: Eukaryota; Metazoa; Chordata; Aves; Anseriformes; Anatidae. The record is from RefSeq and is a predicted model, not a curated record. Gene Ontology annotation, biological process: nucleoside transmembrane transport. Bases 78 to 1712 code for a protein of 544 amino acids. Gene Ontology annotation, cellular component: plasma membrane; Golgi apparatus. Gene Ontology annotation, molecular function: nucleoside transmembrane transporter activity.
UGGUUGGCUUCAGGUCGCUUGCAAAGCUUGCCUUGGGGGUCGCGGUGCAAAGGGCUGGGGGCUCCCAGGUUGUUAUUAUGGGGUUUUGUCCUUGCAGGGGCAGAGGGUUCUUGCUUUGCAUGGGGGAAAGGGAGCGCAAGGCCACGGGGCUGGUUAAUGAUCACCUGCACUGCAACGCUGCUGCACCCGCCUGUCCCCAUCGCACCUCUCCUGUUUUUCUGGGGGUCCCACUCCCCGCUCCGACCCCGUACAGAUCCUCAAGUGGCCUUGUCCCUACAACUAACCCCCCUCGCACCCUAACAGCCUGUCUGGGGUUGUCUUGCAGCACCAUGCAGCCGGCAGCCAGCAGCUUUCCCCCGGAUGAUGAGCCCCUGCUGGAGGAGCCUUCGGUGAUCAGACCCGGCGGGCGAAAGCCAGGCGACCACUCCAGUGGGGCUUACGUUAUUUUUUUCCUGCUGGGCAUCGGGUCCCUGCUGCCCUGGAAUUUUUUCAUCACCGCCAAGCACUACUGGGUGUACAAGCUGCAGAACUGCUCGGAGCAGGCGGGACGGGCGCCCUCGGACCUGCGGGACUAUUUUGAGAGUUACAUCUCCAUCGCUUCCACCGUGCCCUCGGUGCUGUGCCUGGUCGGAAACUUCCUGCUGGUCAACAAGGUGCCCGCCAGCGCCCGCAUCCUGGCCUCGCUCUUCGUCAUGCUCUCCGUCUUCCUGGUGAUCACGGUGCUGGUGAAGGUCGACACGUCCGCCUGGACCCCCCUCUUCUUCGGCCUCACCCUCGCCUGCGUGGCCGUGGUCAGCGGCGCCUCCACCGUCUUCACCAGCAGCAUCCUGGGCCUGAGCAGCCGCUUCCCCAUGAGGAACUCGCAGGCACUGAUCUCAGGUCAGGCCAUGGGUGGCACGCUCAGCGCCAUCGCGUCCCUCAUCGACCUGGCAGCAGCCACCGAUGUGACCGACAGCGCCCUGGCUUACUUCCUCACCGCCGACAUCUUCAUCGUCAUCUGCAUCAUGGUCUACCUCCUGCUGCCCCAGCUGCAGUACUCCAGGUAUUACUUGAGAAGCCACCAGGAGAGCCUGUCCCCAGCCAGCGUGCUGCCCGGUGGCCCUGUGGGGGACGAGGCAGAGCCGGGGGGCACCACGAGCAGCACACCGCUGCCCAGCCACCCCGGCAUCCCCCCGCUGCGCCCCAUCCUGCGCAAGACGGCCGCCCUGGGCUCCUGCCUCUUCUACGUCUUCUUCAUCUCCAUCAUCAUCUUCCCGUCCCUCUCCUCCAACAUCGAGUCCGUCCACAGGGCCUCGGGGAGCCCGUGGAGCACCAAGUACUUCGUGCCCCUCACCUGCUUCCUCCUGUACAACUUCGCCGACUGGUGCGGGCGGCAGAUCACCGCCUGGAUCCAGGCGCCCGGCCCCAACAGCAAGCUGCUGCCCGCCCUGGUCCUCCUCAGGACCGUCUUCCUCCCCCUCUUCAUCCUCAGCAACUACCAGCCCCGGGCGCACAUCCGGACGGUGCUUUUCGCCCACGACGCCUACCCGGUGGCCUUCACGGCGCUGCUGGGGCUCAGCAACGGCUACCUGGGCACGCUGGCCAUCGUCUACGGCCCCAAGAUCGUGCCGAAGGAGCUGGCCGAGGCAGCGGGGGUGGUGAUGACAUUUUACCUGGUGCUGGGGCUGGCCCUGGGCUCCGCAUGCUCCGCGCUCAUCGUGCACCUCAUCUAGAGCAGCGUGUCCCCGGAGCCCCCCGAGGACAAGCUGGGAACCAAAGCCGAUGGACCAAAAAGCCCCGAGCUCAGGGACACGGCGGGGACACCCGAGUGGCCAAAGAGACCUCUCCUUCCUUAA